Molecule: messenger RNA, 1712 nt
Organism: Nilaparvata lugens (brown planthopper)
Lineage: Eukaryota; Metazoa; Arthropoda; Insecta; Hemiptera; Delphacidae
Product: rap guanine nucleotide exchange factor 4-like
Exons: 8
Biological process (GO): intracellular signal transduction
Source: RefSeq, a predicted model, not a curated record
CAGUGAUACGAGAAUAUAGUCUACAUACUGUUGGAACAUUUAUUUUGGAUACAUUUUUGUUAUGAUGUUUGAGGAAACACUUUCAAGACUUUAUAAUGGGGAACAAUCUCUAUUGGAGCUGAGUGUUGGACUAGAGUCAAUCAAUAUGGACUUUUGUGUUUGAAAUGAUUAAAGAUUGGACUCUGUGAUUAAAAUGAAUCUGGAAUCAUAUUGUGCUCAAGGCUUCAUGUCUUGCCAAUCGAAGCCUUUGUAUCGACAUCUGUUCAGUCUGUUCUUCCCGAAAUGUAUGAGACCAGUAGUGACAACCAUCACCACCUCCUCAGCUCUGGCUUCCAGUCACAUCUCCUCCUCCAAGCCUCCUCACAACUCCUCCUCAGUGACAGUUACCGCUAACAGCAAAUCACCUCCUUCUCCUCCCAACUGUAGAGGAGUGGAAGGAGGAGGAGGAGGAAGAGGAGUAGGUGGUGGAGGAGGCGGACAUUCUCCUCCUCACCAAUCACAUCCCAACCACUCGACAGCUGCCUCCUCAGUGAGGAGGGCGAACAGUCCAGAAACGGCCAAUCCUGCCGAUCCUAUAACUGAGGCGCCCAGCAUGGCGAUGGCACGGGCCGGCUGGGUGCUGAGGGCUCUGCUGCUGAACGACGCGUCAGGCAUCCUGAGGGACAGGAAGUCGGUUGGAGGGCGUCUGGUGGUGCGGAGAUGCGCGAGUGGCAGUGAACUGGUGGACUGGCUCAUGGGUCUGGCUCCGGUGCAGGUGGACAGCAGGCAGCUGGCUACUGGCAUGUGGCAGGCUCUCCUCGAGGAAGGUGUCAUUUCACAUGCAACAACGGACCACGCCUUCAAGGACAAGUGUCUGCUGUACAACUUCUUCCAAGACCGGGAGGGCUCCACGACGAUCCCCACAGCCCAGGAUGUGGCUGAAGCCGAGGAACACCUGGAGGAGAGUAUAGUCGAGCUGGUUCAUAGAGCACCCGAUGCCGUGCUCAGGAUGAUACUGAGAAAACCGAGUCAUGAUAGGACUGCUGAAGAGCUGGAGACAAUCUACGAUGAAUUAAUGCAGCUGAAGCCUUUACUUCAUUUUUCAAAUUCCGUCAAAAGAGAAUUAGCCAGCGUGGUUAUGUUUGAAGCGCAUAAUAACAAAUCAGGAAGUGUUCUAUUCCAACAAGGAGACGAAGGAAGGUCGUGGUACAUUAUUUUGAAGGGUUCUGUGGACGUUGUUACACAUUCGAAAGGCAACGUGGAUGUUAUAUCAGAAGGGGAGGACUUCGGGAAACUAGCCUUAAUUAAUGAUACGCCAAGAGCAGCGACAAUAAUCUUAAGGGAGGACAUUUGUCAUUUCUUGAGAGUGGACAAGGAGAAUUUCAACAGGAUCAUGAGGGACGUGGAAGCCAAUACUGUCACCUUCAAGGAGCAUGGGAAGGAUGUCCUUAUUUUAGAACGGAUUCCGAAUAACAACAGAAAUCAACCCAAAAUGUGCAGAUUCCUAGUGGUGGCAGGUACACCGCAAAAGAUGUUGGAACACUUGCUGGAAACGCGAGUGAUGGUGGGAGCUGCCAGCGGAGGGAGAGAGCCAGUCAACGAUCCAUGUCUUGACGACUUCUUUCUCACUCACAUCGUAUACAUGCCCACUAGGCAGCUGGUUACCGAGCUCACUAAACAAUAUCCUUUUAUAUUCCAAUUAAUUGAUAAAUUAAAUUCUAUUAGUUCUAUGA